AUGGAUUUAGACAGCUUCCCGAUCCACGGUGAACAGCCCAUCAACCUCCGCCAAGAACUGGGUAUCAUGUUCGGCUUCCUGGCCGCUUGCAUCCUAACUGUUGCUGUAUACUAUAUCUUCUGGCAGGCAUCCCAACACCGCGCCGCUGCCCGCGACGAAGUCCGUCGCAAAGAUCUCCGAGCCCGCGGCUUCCACCACGAACGAGGCGGAUACCACGACAAAGCACUCCACCGCUACGCCAGUCGAGACCCGAUUGCGCAGACACAGGGGCAAACGCUAGAAUUCCUGACUGAACCGGAUCAGGUCAAGAAUGAGAAGCACAACCUAAACAAUAAUAAUCAUAGUGACGAUGGGAUUAGUGAUAGUAAUACCAUCAUUAGCAGGGAGAAGCAGGUCGACAGCGGAAUGAGUGGCACAACAGCAGCUGGUACAGGAUUGAGGAUAAAUACGCAUGAACACGAGUCUCUAUCUGGGAAGGGGAAUUCACUCUCGGUUCAGAAUGGGAGUGCGGUGAGUAAUCGGACGCCAUUGUCGAUGAUGCAUGCGAGCGCUGGGCAGAGCGCGAAGGACAUGUUUUGA
Talaromyces marneffei is the source of this 579-nucleotide messenger RNA. RefSeq lists its product as uncharacterized. Lineage: Eukaryota; Fungi; Ascomycota; Eurotiomycetes; Eurotiales; Trichocomaceae. Bases 1 to 579 code for a protein of 192 amino acids. The record is from RefSeq and is a predicted model, not a curated record. The transcript has 2 exons.